CCGAGCCCAUGGCCCGCGAGGAGGCGGCGGCGGCGGCGGCCGGCGAGGAGGCGGCGGCGGCGGCGGCGGAGGGGGGCAGCCUGCUGCUGGAGAUCGUCGGCUCGCCGCUCAACCUGAGCCUGCUGGGGCUCUGCCUCUUCCUGCUCUACCAGAUCCUGCGCGGCGAGCGGCGCGCGGCGCCGGCGGCGGACGCGGACCCGCCGCCGCCGCCCAAGAUGCGGCGCCGCGACUUCACGCUGGCGGAGCUGCGGCCCUACGACGGCGUGCGCGACCCGCGCAUCCUCAUGGCGGUCAACGGCAAGGUCUUCGACGUCACGCGCGCCCGGAAGUUCUACGGGCCCGAGGGCCCGUAUGGGAUUUUUGCUGGAAGAGAUGCAUCCCGAGGCCUUGCCACUUUCUGCCUGGAUAAGGAGGCUCUGAGGGAUGAAUACGACGACCUCUCUGAUCUCAACGCUACACAGCAAGAGACCUUGAGGGACUGGGAAUCACAAUUCACUUUUAAGUAUCACCAUGUUGGUAAGCUGCUGAAGGAAGGGGAAGAACCUACUAUAUACUCUGAUGAAGAAGAAAAAAAUACUCAAGAUGGAAAGAAGGAGUAGAGAAUGUAGUGAGGAACAAUCCAUUUUUGUAUCUUAAAUGAUCAAUUGUAACAUUCUACUUCUGUUUUACAAGUUCCAAUCACAAGAAUUACCUUACAAAAGGUCCAGGGUUACAGCAAAUUGUGUUUCUUUUCAAAUGUUUCCUUUUCAAAUUCAGUGGUAAACUGGUCAAAAUUAAAUGUCUGUCUUCCUUUAACCCUGCAUAAUCUGAAGUAUGCACAGAAAUUGUUUGUGCAAAAGUAAACUGCAAUUUUUGCAAUAAAGGACUAUUACUGUUUUUCUUCUGCCACAAUUUGUGCAGAGUAGGUUGAAAGCCGAAGCUUUUUAUUAACAACCUAGUACUGUGGCCACAAGCACAAGAGGAUCUUCACAUACAGAACCCAAAUUCCACUAAAUUUGGUUUAGUGUUAGCUUUUCCAGGAUCUAGGCAUUGGGUCCUAAUUCUAAUUUCCUUUGGAAAGAGACGCUAUAUUAUUUGUCCGUGGAGCAUCAUACUCAUUUGUGGUACAGUAUAAUUCAGUAUACUAUCAGAUAAUUUGGCUUUUUAAGGAGUUAAAAAGAGGCUUAAAGAUGAAACACUAACUGCUUUUUAAAAAGCUAGUGAUUUUUGAGAGGCUAAAUUGCUUGGAGACUUACAAAAUUAGUAAGGACUGAUGAAUACUUGAUGUAUUCAGUCAUGCAGCUGGAUUAACAUUCUUUGUUUACUUUUAAAGCACAGCUAAAGUAUUACAAAGGUUUAGACAUCGAGUGUAACUGGGCAUCCCCUCAAAAAAGAGAUACCAUGAAGAGUGACUCAGGAGGAUGACUAUCCACUCACAUUUACUCUUAGCAAAACUCUACUGUGAAUUUCAACAAAAUGAAAAUAAACAGUGAAAAUCACCUGCUAUUGAUUCUUAGGCCUACUGUAUGGUCUAUAAAAAGACUUGCUGGUAUGGCAUGAUUAACAAGUGCUCUUGUACAUACAGCUUUGACCAUAAACAUUAUUCUGCUAGUUAAUGCAACAUGUAUAAAACAAAAUAACAUAGCAUAAGCUGUUUCUGUGUCAAGGCUUUUGUUACUUUGGAAUAUUGCCGUUAAACAGAAACGGCAAAAUCUCACGCAUAACCAGCAACGUUAUACCUGGGAGAGCUGAUCUUUGAAUUACUUCUUACUUGCUCUCUUAGCUUACAUCCAUGCUUAAUAAUUGGGUUUGUUCUGACUCUGUAACCAAGUCUGAUACCAUCUGGGUAGAUGAUUUUGACCUAGGAAAAAUGUAAACAUUAUCCCUCAUCAUACAAAAUAUACCUGCAAACCUUUAGCAGGAAUUUUAAGGAGAGAACUAAUGAUUUGUUGAUCUCUUGUAAGUGUGUUUCUUGUCCAGGUGAUUUGUUGUGGGUAUCUAUUUGGUAUAGUUCCCCUUAUCUGGUUUCUCUGUUCCAGCUUUUCUGCUGAGUCACUUCAAUUUGGCAAGAAGACCAAAAUGAUGAACUGCAUCCUAAGAGGGGAAGCGUGUGAACUAGGCAAAUUUGUUCAAAAGUAGACGGUAUUCCAUAAUAGCAGCUCUCAUAAAUGAGUUAACACAAUAUGUUAAAGUGCCUGAGACCAUCUGUGGUGAGAACUGAUAACUUUCCCAUCAGUUCUAACACUUUCAUGGCAUUUUGUCUUUUGGUCACACUGGGCCUUCAAAUGAAGAGUGCAGUUGUUUGGGCCAGAUAGCUUGCAUAAAGUGUUACUGUACGAACUACCUAAUGAAGGUCUAGAGACAAAAGUAAAACUAGUCAUAACCUUUGUGUUGCUAUUUUACUUUUAGAGACGUUUAUACUCUUUGAAAACUACUUCUAAUGGUUUUACCUCAAAUCAGAAAUGUGCUUUUAUUUGUUUAACGCAGAAAAUAAAAUUAGUCUUGCAUA
Rhea pennata is the source of this 2488-nucleotide messenger RNA. RefSeq names its product progesterone receptor membrane component 1 (gene PGRMC1). Gene Ontology annotation, cellular component: endoplasmic reticulum; membrane; endomembrane system. Lineage: Eukaryota; Metazoa; Chordata; Aves; Rheiformes; Rheidae. The record is from RefSeq and is a predicted model, not a curated record. The transcript has 3 exons. Bases 9 to 599 code for a protein of 196 amino acids.